CAAUGGACAAAACCAGAUAUGAGAAUGUCAUUAAAGUUUGUGCUUUAGAUAUGGAUAUUAACGAUUUUAGCCAUGGUGAUCUAACCGAAAUAGGUCAGCGAGGGAUUAACAUGAGUGGAGGACAGAGGCAAAGGAUUCAACUAGCUCGAGCAGUUUACAAUGAUGCAGACAUCUAUCUCCUUGAUGACCCAUUCAGUGCAGUUGAUGCACACACUGCUACUAUUCUGUUCAAUAACUGUGUCAUGACUGCUCUAAGAGAGAAAACUGUCAUUCUAGUGACUCAUCAAGUGGAGUUUCUCUCAGAGGUUGAUCAAAUCCUGGUGAUGGAGGGUGGAAAAGUUACUCAAUCGGGUAGUUAUGAAGAUCUCCUGAUAGCUGGGACUGCCUUUGAGCAACUUGUGAGAGCCCAUAAAGCUGUAUUAACUGGAUUGGAUCAAAAAAAUGAAGAUAAUAGAGACUCUUAUAUGGAAGUUAUGGUACAUCCAAAAGAAUCUAAUAAUCAAAGUGAGGGGGUGAUUUCUACCAAGGGUCAACUUGGGGUUCAGCUUACACAAGAAGAAGAAAAAGAGAUUGGCAGUGUUGGGUGGAAGCCUUUCUGGGAUUAUAUUUCAUUUUCAGGGGGAUCAUUCUUGUUGUGUUUAGUCAUGUUAACGGAAUUUGCUUUUAUGGCUUUGCAGACUGCAUCAACCUACUGGCUAGCUCUAGCCAGUGAAAUUCCAAAAGUAACUAGUGGCUUUUUGAUUGGAGUUUACUCAUUAUUUUCAUUAGUUAGUAUGGUAUUUGUAUAUAUAAGGUCUGUCUUGGCUGCUAAUCUCGGACUAAAAGCUUCUAAAGCCUUCUUCUCAAGUUUCACUUCGGCUAUCUUCAAUGCUCCUAUGUUGUUCUUUGACUCAACCCCUGUAGGAAGGAUUUUAACCCGAGCUUCAUCAGACUUAAGUAUUUUGGACAUUGAUAUUGCCUAUACUCUCCCUUUAGUAGCAUUUGUUGCACUUGAAGUUCUGGUGACAAUAUUUGCGAUGGUUUCAGUCACAUGGCAAGUUCUUAUUGUUGCUGUUCCUGCUAUGGUGGCUACAAUAUAUAUUCAGGGAUAUUAUCAAGCCUCUGCAAGGGAAUUGAUGAGGAUCAAUGGAACCACAAAAGCUCCAGUCAUGAAUUUUUCCGCUGAGACAUCACUUGGGGUGGUCACUAUAAGAGCAUUAAACAUGGUCAACAGAUUUUUCAACAACUACCUAAAGCUUGUGGACAUGGAUGCAGCACUAUUCUUUCAUUCUAAUGCGGCCCUGGAAUGGUCAAUUUUAAGGAUAGAGGUACUUCAAAAUUUGACAGUCUUCACUGCAGCUUUAUUACUUGUUCUACUUCCCAAGGGAUAUGUACCUUCAGGUCUUGUGGGAUUGUCUCUUUCUUAUGCAUUCACAUUAAAAGAUAUCCAAGUAUUUUGGAGUCGAAUGUUUAGCAUUUUAUCAAACCAUAUCAUCUCUGUUGAAAGAAUCAAGCAAUUUAUUCACAUACCAGCAGAGCCUCCUGCCAUUUUGGAGGACAACAGACCUCCAUCUUCAUGGCCUUCCAAGGGUAGGAUUGAUCUUCAAGCCCUAGAGAUUAGAUAUCGUCCAAAUUCUCCAUUAGUUCUUAAGGGUAUAAAUUGUACAUUUAAAGAAGGGAAUAGAGUGGGAGUUGUAGGAAGGACUGGAAGUGGAAAAACUACACUUAUAAGUGCUUUGUUUCGUUUAGUUGAACCUUCAAGAGGGGAUAUUCUUAUAGAUGGGAUUAAUAUAUGCUCAAUGGGGUUAAAAGAUUUGAGAAUGAAACUCAGCAUCAUCCCUCAAGAACCAACUCUUUUCAAGGGCAGCAUUAGGACAAACUUGGACCCUCUAGGCUUUUAUGACGAUGAUGAAAUAUGGAAGGCUAUAGAGAAAUGUCAGCUGAAGGAAACAAUCAGCAAGCUACCAGGUCUCUUGGAUUCUUCAGUGAGUGACGAAGGUGGAAAUUGGAGCUUGGGACAGCGCCAACUGUUUUGUCUAGGAAGAGUACUACUUAAGAGGAACAGAAUACUUGUUCUAGAUGAAGCUACUGCAUCUAUCGACUCUGCAACAGAUGCCAUUCUGCAAAAAGUGAUUAGACAAGAAUUUGCAGAAUGCACAGUUAUAACUGUGGCUCACAGAGUUCCAACUGUAAUAGACAGUGAUAUGGUCAUGGUCCUGUCUUAUGGGAACCUAGUGGAAUAUGAUGAGCCUUCCAAACUUAUGGGAACCAAUUCUUGGUUCUCUAAGUUGGUCGCUGAAUAUUGGUCGAGCUGCAGGAAGAACUCCUCCCCAAAUAUUAGCUAGCAGCAACAUUGAACAUUAACACUUGGGUAAAGUUAGUACAAAUAAAUCCUAAGAAAAUUGAAUAAAUUGAAAUUUUAGAUGUGUGUGGAAUGUGAAUCCUCUUAUCCAAGGGAAGAUAUAAUCUAAAGAAAUGUUAAGUUAGGCAUCAUAUUAAAUGUAUGAACACUCAAUCGCAACUUGCAAGUGUACUCUGAGACAAAUGUAAUGUUAUUCCCUCAACUGUAUCAGUCCCUUGGCAAGAUAAGAAGCUUGAAUACUGGGAAAUUAGCCAUAAUUUCAAUAUGAAAAAGAUGGAAGUAAAUUA
Molecule: messenger RNA, 2628 nt
Organism: Cajanus cajan (pigeon pea)
Lineage: Eukaryota; Viridiplantae; Streptophyta; Magnoliopsida; Fabales; Fabaceae
Source: RefSeq, a predicted model, not a curated record